AUGGCUCGAGCUUCACUAGGUCCUCCGGCUCCUGUCUGCCUUUACGGGCGGAAGGUGGUGACCCUUUGUGCUUCUAGGCCGAAGCGAUUUUUGCGGGUGCGUGGCUCGAGGAUUUGUCUUGACUGCCGAUGGCAUAUUGAUAGCGUCGCUUGGGUCGCCUCUUCAGGCGCAUUCGCUGUUGAAUUAUUCUCGGGUUCCGUCUUCGGGUGUCUCAAGAUACAUCAGGCGAAGUGGAUAAGCCGAAAUAGCCUUCGACUAGGUGGCCCAAAGGUUGAAGGGUCGAUGCAGGGGGCUCCUUUUCUCGGGGGAAUUGACCCGAGCCAGGAGGCUAAUCGCGGAGCUUGGUUGUCGAUUGCUGAGGCCGUAGAAGGCGCACCUCGACAAGCUGCAGCAGCGGGGAAUAUGCAGAUAGGGGGACUUUCGCGGAGAUUCGUGCCAGAGGCUUUGAUCCCUCGGAAGAGAUUGGAUGCGCCAAGGGAGCGGAGUUUGAUGCCAAGUUCUUUAUUUGUUGGGGCCGAGCUGGAGAGGGUCCUUGAUCGCGUUCAGUCUCCGAGUCGUGCUACGGCUCGAGCUCUGAUUGGCCUUCCGGCUUUUUCUCGCCUGCAUGGGAGGAGGGUGAUGACCCUUUGUGUUUCUGGACUGAAGCGGUUUUGUGGGCGCGCGUCCCGGAGUUUCGGAUUUUCCAGUGCGUGGAGAUUGGUGGAAGUCUCCGAGUCAUUGAUUUUCUUGAAGACAACUUUUCAUGAGCUCGGAGCUGUUCCUGGGGGCUCGAUGAGCCCGGAGUUGUUUUUCGGGGCCUGCCUUGNGCAGGCCAUUGAUUUGGCAGCAGAAACUCAAGCUGAAUCAGCUGCAUGUUCAGAUUAUCGCCACGUGCACCACCUGUUUGAUGAAAAUCCACAGAGAGUUUCUCUGAACAAUCACUUGCUUUUUGAGUACUCCAGGAACAGUUUCAAUGAAGAGGCUCUGAAUCUCUUUGUGGGUAUUCAUCGUACCGGACUUUUGAUUGAUGGGUCUAGCCUUUCUUGUAUAUUGAAGGUCUGUGCAUGCCUCUCUGAUCUAACUUUUGGUAAACAAGUGCAUGCACUCUGUAUAAGAUCCGGAUAUUUUGACAAUGUUAGUGUUGGGACUUCACUUGUUGACAUGUACAUGAAAAUGGAGAACGUGGAUGAAGGUCAGAGUGUGUUUGACGAAAUGGAGGACAAGAAUGUUGUGACUUGGACUUCUUUGCUUUCGGGUUAUUCGUGCAAUAAGCUGGUUGAUAGAGCGUUACAAGUGUUUCAUAUGAUGUUAGUUGGAGGAGUUAGUCCUAAUGCGUUUACUUUUGCAACAGUUCUUGGAGUUUUGGCCGAUAAAUGUGCAGUUGAAAACGGAAUUCAAGUGCAUACUAUGGUUAUCAAGUGUGGUUUUGAGGUGAUAACAUCUGUGGGAAAUUCUUUGAUCAAUAUGUAUUUGAAGUCUGGGAUGGUUAGAGAGGCCACAGUUGUAUUUGAAAGUAUGGGAAAUAGGAAUGAAGUGUCUUGGAAUGGCAUGAUUGCUGGUCUUGUGACUAAUGGCCUUUAUUCUGAAGCACUUAAGUUGUUCCACAUGAUGAGACUUUCAGGUGUUGAACUGACGCGAUCAAUCUAUGUUACGGCUGUUAAAUUAUGUACUAACCUUAAAGAAUUGGUUUUUGCACGACAGCUUCAUGGCCGGGUUACUAAGAAUGGGUUCUAUUUAGACAAUAAUAUUAGAACGGCACUCAUGGUCUCAUAUACUAAGUGCGGGGAAAUGGAUGAUGCCUUCAAGUUAUUCUCUAUGAUGCAUAUAUCCAGGAAUGUGGUUUCUUGGACAGCAAUGAUUGGUGGGUAUAUGCAGAAUAAUAGACCAGAGCAAGCAGCGAAUCUCUUUUGUCAAAUGAAAAGGGAUGGUAUUAAACCAAAUGAUUUCACUUAUUCAACUGUUCUUGCUGCUCAACCCUCUAUUUCUUUGUUCCAAGUACACGCAGAAAUUAUCAAAACCAAGUACGAGGGUUCACCUACUGUAGGAACUGCAUUAUUAGACGCUUAUGUGAAAACAGGGAAUAUUGGUGAGGCUGCAAAAGUUUUUGAAGAAAUUGAUGAGAAGGACAUCAUUGCUUGGUCUGCUAUGUUAUCUGGUUAUGCGCAAAGAGGAGACAUUCAAGGUGCUGUGAGAGUUUUCCGGCAAUUAUCCAAAAGUGGGGUUUGGCCAAAUGAGUUUACCUUCUCCAGCAUCAUCAAUGCAUGCACUACCUCCAUGGCAUCAGUGGAACAAGGAAAACAAUUUCAUGCAAGCUCUAUAAAAUCAGGUCAUAGUAAUGCUUUCUGCGUGAGCAGUGCCCUGGUUACUAUGUAUGCUAAAAGAGGAAACAUAGAAAGUGCAAAUGAGAUUUUCAAGAGACAGCAAGAAAGAGACCUAGUCUCAUGGAACUCAAUGAUAUCAGGAUAUGCACAACAUGGUUAUGGCAGAAAAGCACUAAAGAUAUUUGAGGAAAUGCGAAAAAGGAAUUUAGAAAUGGAUAAUAUAACAUUCAUUGGAGUUAUUUCUGCCUGUACUCAUGCAGGACUGCUGAAUGAAGGUCAAAAGUAUUUUGACAUGAUGGUAAACGACUUACAUAUUUCACCAACAAUGGAGAUCUACUCUUGCAUGGUAGACUUGUAUAGCCGAGCUGGUAUGCUGGAUAAAGCCAUGGCUCUUAUCAACGGAAUGCCAUUUCCUGCUGGUGCUAUCGUAUGGCGUACUCUUCUGGCAGCAAGCCGAGUUCACCGCAAUGUAGAGCUUGGGAAACUUGCCGCAGAUAAUUUAAUUUCCCUUCAGCCUGAGGACUCAGCUGCAUAUGUCCUCCUAUCUAAUCUCUAUGCUGCAACUGGAAAUUGGCAAGAAAGAGCAAAAGUAAGAAAACUAAUGGAUGUGAGAAAAGUUAAAAAGGAGAUUGGUUAUAGCUGGAUUGAGGUUAAGAACAAGACCUACUCAUUCAUGGCGGGUGAUGUUUCACAUCCCUUAUCUGAUAGUAUAUACAUGAAACUCGACGAGUUAAGCGUCCGGUUGAAGGAUGCAGGGUAUAAGCCGGAUACGAAUUAUGUUCUUCAUGAUGUGGAAGAUGAACAUAAAGAAGCCAUUCUUUCUCGGCACAGUGAAAGGUUAGCUAUUGCUUUUGGAUUAAUUGCCACAUCUCCGGGAAUUCCUAUCCACAUUGUGAAGAAUCUCAGAGUCUGUGGUGACUGUCACACUGUUAUUAAGUUAAUCUCAAAGAUAGAAGGAAGGGAAAUUGUUGUCAGGGAUUCAAAUAGAUUCCAUCACUUUAAAGGAGGUCUAUGCUCGUGUGGUGAUUAUUGGUGAAUUCAAGUUCCUUAGAAAGAACUAAGAGAUAUCAGCAUAUCUCUGUUGGUGUUUGUAGAAGCAAAGGUUCCAUUAGCUAAUGGAGCUUUAGCUGACAGGCCUAUAUAGGAAGUUGCAUCAAUUAUCAGCUUCCAGAUAGUGCUAUCAUAAUAGUUGUAAAGUUCAUGGAUCCAACCUUUGAUAGUGCAUUGUCAAGAGGAAGAAACAGAGACUGUGCGAACUUCAGAUAUCUGGGGAAGUCAUGAGGUUAUAUUUUACGGACUGAGGAGAUAGCAAAGUUUUUAUUUUGGCUGAUCUUUCAAGAGCAGUCGACAGCCUGAUCUGCCUUAGAGAUAACAGUCAGAAGCAUUCAUUUGAAUGGAGGGGUUUCCUCCAGCAGCUAAAAGAGCUGGUGCCUCUUGUCACUACCCCAGAUUCAAAGUACGUCUGCUAGUAUUCUGUUCAACGUGGUUUUUCUGGCCUUGAUGCUCCUAAGGCUGUAUUCUAUAGAAAAGGUGAUCUUGCAACAACGAUGCAAAGAUCAACUAGCUGCUCUUUCAUUUCUACUCUUCUUUAUGAUUAAAGUUUUCAUUGUAACCUACUGAGCAUGCCAAAUUCUGAAGGACCUGGAAAUAAUCGCGCCCAGGAAGGACCAUUCAGCAACAUCUUUUGACAUGACUGAAACCAUGGAGAUCUCCCUGCUACCCAUAAUAACCUCUUCUAGAAGAUCUAUGUCCUCGACGCUGCUAUUGAUUAAGAUACUGGCAACAUGAAGCUUCGGAGUUAAUUGCUAAUGAGGAAGUAGCUAGAAAAGACGAGGGCAAAAAAAUGGAAUAGCAGUUGCCUAGCACAUAUGUGCUGGGAUGCUGGUGCAUAUUCGCCAAUCUUUUGAUUCUGUUGACCUUUGUGCAUGUAUAAAUCAGACUUGGAGAAGAGAGGUUGUGCAUAUGCACUGGCUUUUCGACUUGUAUGCAUCUGUGGUCAACCAUGUUCUCUGGAAAUUGUUAGGUUUCCUUGUUUGGUGAGGAUUCUGGGGAGAUCUGUAAGAGGAGGCUUGUAGUAUGUCUAAAUGCAAUCUUGGAUGAAGUUUUGAGGAGAGAACAAGGACUGACAAAGAAUUCUUGACAAGACAAGGGUUUCAACCAGAUAUUCUUUUUCUUUCUACUUAUUUCUUCCUAAAUUCUUGAUGUUCAGGAGUUCUACGAUGAUUUUCUUAAGUCCUAUCUUGAGCUAAAUUUUAUUCUAGGUUAUGAUGGAUCUUAUUAGGCAGCUUGGACUGUUGUGGUUCCUAUUAAUUCAGAAUGAGUCGUUUACUCAGUCAUGUAUUUCUUCUUCUAAUUGACUGACCGAUUCAGAGGAACUUUCAAAUAGGA
Messenger RNA from Nicotiana attenuata, 4688 nucleotides. Its product is annotated as pentatricopeptide repeat-containing protein At2g27610. The record is from RefSeq and is a predicted model, not a curated record. The transcript has 6 exons. The coding region runs from base 1 to 3336 and encodes 1111 amino acids. Lineage: Eukaryota; Viridiplantae; Streptophyta; Magnoliopsida; Solanales; Solanaceae. Gene Ontology annotation, molecular function: RNA binding; zinc ion binding; protein binding. Gene Ontology annotation, biological process: RNA modification.